This is a messenger RNA of Periconia digitata, 2402 nucleotides long. NCBI's taxonomy places the organism in Eukaryota, Fungi, Ascomycota, Dothideomycetes, Pleosporales, Periconiaceae. The record is from the annotation of a GenBank genome assembly.
AGUGGUACGAUUCAUCCGACCAAUGAAAUGUCAUCCCCAGCAACCCAAACGAUUGUCGAUUGGCACACAGAUUCUCUCGACAUUCGCAUCGCACUUGAUGAAGCUGGCGCGCCAUGUAUAGAAUACAUUCAAUCCCAUGGACUGGCCCCGUCUAAAUUUACCUCUCCAUACUUUGAGUCUGCAACACUGCCUUUGAAUGGCGUUCGCGUCGCAGGUCAAGGUCAAGGCUUAUACAAGACAGCCAAAUCCCUAGCUGGCGGUGUGCUAUCCGCACGCUUAAAAUAUAAGAGUCACGUAGAGAGAGACAGUGGAAAAUCUAAGGCCUUGGACAUCGUCUCUACAGACGAACUGGCUGGACUGGAAGUGACUCACCACUUCCAGAUAUUCACUGGGGCUCCAGUGCUUCGGAGUUGGACGACUGUGAAGAACACAUCAGACACUGUUCAAAUACUCAACCAAGUAUCGUCGCUUUCUCUUGGAGGCCUUUCAGCUGGCACGGAAGACUGGUACAACAACUACUCAGUCUACACCGCAAACAAUACGUGGUUCAGAGAGCUGCAAUGGCAAGAGAGAAGUCUUUCCGAUGUUGGGAUUGAUGAAGUGGGUCUGCAUGCUCUAUUUCAAGGCCACAAAGCCACGAUGGCGAGCUUCAGUCUUUCCAAUCGUGGGUCUCUCACUACCGAAACUCACUUUCCGAUGGGCGCAUUGAAGCGCAAGGAUGACGAUCAUGUAUGGCUUUGGCAGAUCGAAUCUGGCGGCGCAUGGCGAUGGGAAAUCGGAGACUGGCAAGACAGCCUUUAUCUGGUUCUAGGGGGACCAACACUCGUGGAUCAUGCAUGGCAGUUGGACCUCGCCCCUGGCGCAUCAUUCUCGAGCGCACCUGUAGCUCUCAGCCGAACCAGCGGAGGAAUUGAUAAUGCGUUUGCGGCUAUGAACGAUUAUCGUCGCCAUAUCGUUCGACCACAUCCAGACCACGAAUAUAUGCCAAUCAUUUUCAAUGAUUACAUGAAUUGUUUGAUGGGAGAUCCGGACGAGAACAAGAUCAAAGCUUUGUUACAGCCAGCUUUGGAUUGUGGCGCAGAAUACUAUGUCAUUGAUGCAGGUUGGUACGCUGAUGAAGUGGACUGGUGGGCUGACGUGGGGGAGUGGGAGCCCUCAAGCAAGCGUUUCCCUUCCGGAUUCAAAACAAUGAUAGAUACUAUUCGGAAUGCUGGUCUGGUACCAGGAAUUUGGUUGGAACCCGAAGUCGUCGGUGUUCGUAGUGCGGUCGCAAAACAAUUGCCCGAGGAGGCAUUCUUUCAGGAAAGGGGACGACGCAUCGAAGAGCGACAACGAUACCAGCUCGACUUCACUCACCCGGCUGUUCAAGAAAGAAUGCAUCGCAUUUUCGGUCAGCUUGUGGAAGAAUAUGGUAUCCGCUAUUUCAAGAUUGAUUACAAUAUUGAAGUGGUAACAGGCAGUGACGUGCAUGACGGUAUGAGCACUGGUGCAGCACAUUUUGCGCAUCAGCGCGCAUACAUGGACUGGAUUGAAGAACUACAGUCUCGUCAUCCAGGGUUGAUCCUGGAGAAUUGCGCAUCUGGCGGUCAGCGCAUGGAGUACGCUUUACUCUCAUUACACACCCUACAGUCAACAAGCGAUCAACAAAACCCGCUCCUGUAUGCGCCCGUAGCAGCCGCAGCACCUACUGCAGUAAUACCUGAACAAAGUGCAUCGUGGGCUUAUCCGCAGCGCGAGUGGAGCGACGAGAAGAAUGCUUUCACUGUUAUGAACACUAUGAUGGGGCGGGUUCAUUUGAGCGGCCGUAUCGACGCUCUCGACGCCCAUCAGUUGGAAUUGGUUCGCGAGGGCAUGCAGGUAUAUCUUCGCAUUCGCAAAGAUUUCCUCACUGCUCGACCUUUCUGGCCUUUGGGACUACCAGCUUGGCAGGAUGAUUGGAUCACACUGGGAAUGUCAAAGACCGACGGAAAUGUUUUAUUGGCUGUAUGGAGAAGAGCCGGUUCGACCUCUUUGCGCCUACCUUUGCCUGGGAGAGAACAUCUCUUAUCUGCAAAAGUACUCUAUCCUGAGUCAUUUGAGGCAGAAGUGGCAAUUCGCAAUGGAGUUUUGGACAUUCGUCUGCCAGAUACACCUUGCGCACGUCUAAUCCUCUUGGAGGCUUGAACAAUACGGCCUGAAACUCUAGAACUCUUUUGUUUGAGUCAGAAGAAACGGAUAGGCGUUGAUUUUUCUUGUUGAGUCCAUCGACGUGUUGAGUUUGCACCUGGCUAUACUCUAUGUGAGCUUUGAAUGUCCCCUCCCCCAGCAAGAAAUGAGAAUAGAAAUAACAGGGAAUUAUACAAUGUUCAUGUACUGUUGAUAUACUUGCUGUUCUCAUGUACACAAGCGCUAGCCUUGCUCCU